Messenger RNA from Chroicocephalus ridibundus (black-headed gull), 3625 nucleotides. It is a transcript of the gene USP3, whose product is annotated as ubiquitin specific peptidase 3. The transcript is spliced from 15 exons. Gene Ontology annotation, cellular component: nucleus; cytoplasm. Gene Ontology annotation, molecular function: cysteine-type deubiquitinase activity; zinc ion binding. The record is from RefSeq and is a predicted model, not a curated record. The coding region runs from base 785 to 2347 and encodes 520 amino acids. Gene Ontology annotation, biological process: protein deubiquitination. NCBI's taxonomy places the organism in Eukaryota, Metazoa, Chordata, Aves, Charadriiformes, Laridae.
AAAAUUGUUAUUCUGCAUUGUCUGGAAAAGCUGUAACAUUUAACUUAAACGCUGCAGUCGUAGAGUGAUAAACUCAGUAACAAGCUAAAUCUGAGGCCAGGUAACUCUUUUAAAAAAGGUGUGAGGGGAAGAUAUUUGCAAAUAAUCAGCAGAGAUGCAAAAUGACUUCUUGUCUGUGGGGAGAGGUUAAACCAGGGUGUUUUUGAAGACAAGAGCUCACUGGGGCUGUGCAUCUCGCUGAAUGGAGGCCUUGAAUGCAGCGCCUGCCUCACCACAUACGAAUUUAAUAGGGCCUCCCCUCAGAUGCACAAUUCUAUCGCGUUUCUGUCAGCGGAGUGCAGGCGGCCGGCGGUGAUUCGCAGAGCUUGGGCCUCGCACCGCGCUCGGGUGCGGAAACCUGCGGCGGAGAGUCGGGCGCGGGGGGAGGAGGAGAGACGCCGGGGGGAGCCCCCGCACAGCCCGUCGGCCGCUUCCCGCCUGCGCGCCCCCUCGCUCCCCUCAGCCGCGCGCCGCCCCUGCCGGAGCGGGGCCACCCUGCACCCCGCAACGGGAAGCGGCGGCAGCACGGAAAGCCCGGCGGGCGGAGCGCCGGACGGGAGGCCGGCUCCUCGGAAAGCCCGGCGGGGAGGCGGGGUGAGGGAGCCGCUGGGGCGCGGACGGGAGGGCGGCUGCCCGCAAAGCCCGGCGUGCGGAUCCGCGAGGCUGGCCCUAAGAUGGCUGUUGUGCGCGGGGCGCCGUUGCUGUAGCGCCGUGAGGAGCCGCCCGCCCCGCCGCCUCGCCCGCCAUGGAGUGCCCGCAUCUCGGCUCCAGCGUCUGCAUCGCACCCGACUCGGCCAAGUUCCCGCAGGGCUCGCCCUCCUCCUGGUGCUGUAGCGUGUGCCGGUCAAAUAAAAGUCCGUGGGUCUGUCUGACGUGCUCAAGUGUCCAUUGUGGAAGAUACGUGAAUGGCCAUGCAAAAAAGCAUUAUGAAGAUGCACAGAUUCCUCUGACCAAUCAUAAGAAAACAGAAAAACAAGAGAAAGUUCAGCAUACUGUGUGUAUGGAUUGCAGUAGUUACAGUACAUACUGUUAUCGCUGUGAUGAUUUUGUCGUGAAUGAUACCAAACUGGGCCUGGUACAGAAGGUCAGAGAGCACCUACAGAACUUGGAAAAUUCAGCCUUUACAUCAGACAGACAUAGGAAAAGAAAACUAUUGGAAAACUCAUCUCUGAACAGCAAGUUAUUAAAAGUAAAUGGAAGCACCACUGCCCUUUGUGCCACAGGCCUUCGGAACCUGGGGAAUACAUGUUUCAUGAACGCAAUCCUUCAGUCACUCAGUAACAUUCAACAGUUUUGCUGUUACUUCAAAGAGUUGCCUGCUGUGGAGCUGAGGAAUGGGAAGACGGCAGGCAGGCGAACUUACCAUACCAGGAGCCAGGGGGAUAACAACGUUUCAUUGGUGGAAGAAUUCAGAAAGACGCUCUGUGCUUUAUGGCAGGGAAGCCAAACUGCAUUUAGUCCAGAGUCUUUAUUUUACGUUGUUUGGAAAAUCAUGCCAAACUUCAGGGGGUACCAGCAACAGGAUGCCCACGAGUUCAUGCGUUACCUUUUGGACCAUCUACACCUGGAACUCCAGGGUGGCUUCAAUGGUGUUUCGCGUUCAGUAAUUUUGCAAGAAAAUUCUAGUCUGUCUGCAAGCAACAAAUGUUGCAUAAAUGGAGCGUCUACUGUUGUCACAGCAAUUUUUGGAGGCAUUCUUCAAAACGAAGUCAACUGCCUAAUAUGUGGGACUGAAUCCAGAAAGUUUGACCCAUUCCUAGACCUUUCGCUAGAUAUUCCAAGUCAGUUCAGAAAUAAACGUACUAAAAAUCAAGAAAACGGACCAAUGUGCACACUACGAGAUUGUCUUCGCAGUUUUACAGACCUGGAAGAACUUGAUGAGACGGAGCUGUAUAUGUGUCACAAAUGCAAAAAGAAACAGAAGUCCACCAAAAAAUUCUGGAUUCAGAAACUACCAAAGGUGCUAUGCUUACACUUGAAACGAUUUCACUGGACAGCAUAUCUGAGAAACAAGGUUGAUACAUAUGUUGAAUUUCCCUUACGAGGCCUAGACAUGAAAUGCUACUUGUUAGAGCCCGAGAACAGCGGCCCAGAAAGUUGCCUCUAUGACCUUGCGGCUGUUGUUGUGCACCAUGGUUCAGGCGUUGGCUCUGGACAUUACACCGCAUACGCAGCGCACGAAGGCCGUUGGUUCCAUUUCAACGACAGUACUGUAACUUUGACCGACGAGGAGACUGUGGUAAAGGCCAAGGCCUACAUCCUCUUCUACGUGGAACGACAAGCCAAAUCUGGAUCAGAUAAACUUUAAUACCUCCUUCUAAUUCUCACUUAUCAAGUCCACCGGACAAAACAUUUCCAUUUUUCCAUAAAUACUUGAUCCAAGACUAUUAAUUUCAUUGUGCACUUUUCAAUUUCCUCUUGUGGGUUUUAGUUUUGUUGUGUCGAUGGUAGCAUUUGACUUACUGAAUUUGGACACAAACUAACUUUUUUUUUUUAGUUAUACCAGAAAACCUCAGCAGAUUUUGAUUUGCUGCUUUAGUUGUGAUAACUCAAUUUUUAUAUAUAUAGUUUCAUGAAAUACUUAGUUAUUUGACUUUUUUUAUAUUAAUGUUUUCAGUUCUCACUUCCUAAAGGCACAUUUACAUCAGAGAAGCUUUCUGUCCUCCUUACAAGCAAGAUAAAUGUGCUUCUGAUUAUGAAGAGCAAUACAACUUCAUGCCGUUCUCACAGCUGUUGCGUAGAUAUGAUUUACCCUCUUUAAAUCAGAGUUGUUUGCACGUGCUAUUUUCCCUCGUGCAAGAAACUAAACAGUGACCUCUGAACAAUCAUUCUUUGUCUGCAGAAGAGAGGAGAUGUGGCAUCAUUAAAUAGACCAGGUAAUUGCUGCUAUAUUGGUGUGUAUUCAGGCUGCUGACUUUCAGGAAUCAUUGUAAAUAAACAGUUGGUUCAAUUGUAUCUAUACUGCAGUUUAAUUCAACUAUUCCUCACAUAUGCUCUGCCCCCUCGACCCCUUCAAAUUUAAAAAAAUAAUCUUAAAAUAUAUACGUGUCUAAAUUGUGCUGAGAUUUAUGUUUUUUUAUCCGAACCUGAACUGCCUUAGACAUCUCUUGGUUUAGACUGUCAUCCUGAAAUUUGAUCAUGAACACUUACUUGCUUGAAAACCUGGAGAAUUCCUGGGAGUAGGACCCCAACCCUCCUUCCUGAUGGGAACUGUGACUACAGCCCCAAAGUUUGGAGUGUGUGAGAACAGUCUUAGGUCUAAAUAUAGCACCUGUCCACUAAAUGCCUGCCCUUCCCUUAAAAGUGAAAGGAAGCGGAUGGUGGUCCAGAUGCUUUACAUGACGAUUGUUUUACCAGUUCAAAUGCAGACUAAAGGGAAGAUGCUCGGUUUCACAGCGUCUCCUGUCCACCUACCUGCCCGACGGGAGAUGACAAGCCAAGGCGGCUUGUUGUCUAGCUGUGGUACCUGCGCAUUGGCCCAGUGUGGGAUCUUUAUUUACAGUCUCUAGGUGAACACUGGAGGCAUGAUACAAUUUCUAAAACUUGGCUAUCUAAUGGGGAAAGACUUCUGUUAAAAAAAAAUAAA